CCAGCUUUCAGGCGGUUACGUGAUAAUUUGGCGCCACCGUGUGGAAGAAAUUAGUAGAAACCAUGAAAAAAAUUACCUACAUUUUCUGUCCCAUUUGCUUUGCCGUAGCCAGUUCUAACGUGAACCGUAUGGUAAAGAAAAAAAGAGCUUCGAAUACUGUAUUUUGUCGGAUACCCCUUUGCUGUAACAGCAUCAAUGCCUCGCUUUGCCCUGGAUGUUUGCGCUCAGUGCCAGCAGAGAGGGCUUUUGCAGUAGCUCGCACCGAUGGUUCUAGACGUGGGAGCUACAGGAAUGGGAUGAUCCACAUGUUAACUAAUAGCUGUUAAAAAAAAAGGAUGUAUUUAUUUUAAGAGAUUACUUCAAACGAUACAUCCAUGAAGAUGUAUCUCCGUGACUCGCUGUGACUCGCGCUCUAUGUCCAUUGUGUGAAGAAGAAUGUCUCCACCGCUGUCGACUCUGCUGUCCAGGCUGUGGCUGUGCUUGGUUCUGUCCGGUGCUGCUAGGCCGAUGUGGAAAGCUUGUGACAAUGGCAAGCUCUUGCUGGGGAGAGACCUGCCCCCGUCAGUUGUGUGGAGCUGUCCUGUGAUUUCCUGGCCAGAGUCCACUACCCAGAAGAUUCCUAGCAUUGACACAAAGUAUCCCCCACAGCGGAUCGAGCACGUCUGCAUGGACACACCCAUCACAUACAAUCACACUAUCCCCAACAGUGGUGCUCACCGGACUGUAGGGGCAGAGAGUGGAGAGUACCUGUACUGCCCCCCUCAACGCUGGCUCAACAACCUGCAGCAUGGAGCAACAGUGUUACUGUACCAUCCGUGUGCUCCUGUUCGUCAGCGUGACCUGCUGUCUGUCCUGGGCCACCGCUGUCUGUCUGACUACAUCAUAACGCCACACCCUGACCUCAGCACACACCGGCCGUUAGCGCUGGUGUCCUGGGGUCGCACGCUGGAGCUGUCCCAGGUGACCACGUCGGAGGUCUGUGAUUGGCUGCAGUUGACAGCGGCACACGGGAACCGUGGCGACGUGGAUCAAAGCAGACAGUAUAACUUGCUGUUGACCCAUCCUGCAGAUCAUAAACACGCAUGCCCAAAGCUAAAGUCUCUGAGGCAGUGCUGUGAGGAGACCCUCUCUCUUCUGGAUGGAUGGUUGGAGGUGACAGACUGGGGGAGAGGGAGGGUCCGCAAGAGCCGAGCUGCACUCAGGAAGGAGGGGAAGGAGAAAGAGAGACAGACCACCCUGGACAGAACCGAGCCGAACAGAGUCCAGAAACAUGGAACCACACUCCAACCUGAAGCACAGGGCCAAGCCACAGUGAGGGCUACACAGGGAGGCACGGACCGAGGACUCAAAGUGACUCAACCUCACCGCAUAGAAAAUGACACUAAUGAAAAAGAUCCCAGAGGCAAAGUGAGAGAAACAGACUGGGUGAACCAGAACGAAGCAGAGGACAAGAGCAGCAGACACGAGGGAGAGACACAGCCCCGUAACUCUCCAACCAAGAGGAAAAAGCCUCUGUCUCAGAGUCAGCCCAAACAGCUGGCUGUCACUCAGGCAAACAGCCAGGACAGGAGAGCAGACUGUGAUGUUAGGGUGGGCCACUGCAAGUACACUGAGACCGUAGCUCCACUAGGAGGCGCCGUGGCUGGACCCGGUGACAGGAUGCUGCCCACUCCGCGGACAGACGAGGCGGUGUGGGCAGCGGCGGCGUUGGGCUUCCUCCUGGUGCUGCUGGUGCUGUCCGUGCUGCACACACGCCUCUACCGCCACUGGCGCACAACGCCCAGCAUGUACUGGCACGACCCCAAGCAGGACUACGACAGGGUGGCAGAUGUGAUCCACAGGAGGCUGAAGAUGCCAGGGAGGAGGAAGAGAAGGGCAUCCAAGAGCCGAAGACAGGAGUGUGCCCUCCUACCACCCAGCUCCAGCACAGAGGAGGACGAGUAGAAACAGCGUCUGUCCACACAGAAUGCAGACACCAAAUCUUGGAAGCAUCAGGGAGUGUAUUUUGUUUGGGUUGGUGACGUCGGGUCUGGGUGCCGCUGCCGAAGGAACCGUGGAUUCCUCAACCGGCUCCCGCGCCUCAGCCGGCAAGUCGGACUCCCAUCCCACGUCAUGCCUUGGCCGGCCCCCCGGGGGGGGGGUACUGUCACACCUGCUCCCCCUCUCUGGCGCUUGAUGUGGCAAAUCAUUACGCACACCUGUCACCAUCGUUACGCGCUUCAGCACUUCAUGGGACUCACCUGGACUCAAUUACCUUAUUGAUUGCCUGCACUAUAUCUGUCACUUCCUCAGUUUCUUCCCCGUGUUAGCAGUAAUGUCGUUUUGUGCCCCUUGUCCAGACGCUGUCCUUGUUUUCUCAUGUCCGUUAUUUAUAAAAUGUUCACUCCCUGUACUUGCCUCUGUGUCUUUCCUCACACAAAUAGCACUUACACAGCCUGGAGGUGUGUUGGGUAUUGUCCUGUUAAAAACAGAUGAUAGUCCCACUAAGCGCAAACCAGAUGGGAUGGCGUAUCGCUGCAGAAUACUGUGGUAGCCAUGCUGGUUAAAUGUGCCUUGAUUUCUAAAUAAAUCAGUGUCACCAGCAAAGCACCUGCACACCAUCACUCCUCCUCCUCCUCCAUGCUUCACGGUGGGAACUACACAUGCGGAGAUAAUCCAUUUACUUACUCUGGGUCACACCAAGACACAUCUGGAACCAAAAAUCUCAAAUUGGACUCAUGAGACCGAAGGACAGAUUUCUACCGGUCUAACGUCCAUUGCUCGUGUUUCUUGGCCUAAGCAAGUCUCUUAUUCUUAUUGGUGUCCUUUAGUAGUGGUUUCUUUGCAUCAAUUUGACCAUGAAGGCCUGAUUCACGCAGUCUCCUCUGAACAGUUGAUGUUGAGAUGUGUCUGUUACUUGAACUCUGAAGCAUUUAUUUGGACUGCAAUUUCUGAGGCUUGUAACUCUAAUGAACUUAUCUUCUGCAGCAGAGGUAACUCUGGGUCUUUCUUUCACGUGGCAGUCCUCAUGAGAGCCAGUCAUCAUAGCGCUAGAUGGUUUUUGAGACUGCACUUGAAGAAACUUUAAAGUUCUUGAAAAUGUUCUGUAUUGACUGACCUUCAUGUCUUAAAGUAAUGAUGGGCUGUUGUUUCUCUUUGCUUAUUUGAGCUGUUCUUGCCGUAAUAUGGACUUGGUCUUUUACCAAAUAGGGCUAUCUUCUGUAUACCACCCCUACCUUGUCACAACACAACUGUUUGGCUUAAAAGCAUUAAGAACAGAAAUUCCACAAAUUUACUUUUAACAAGGCACACCUGUUAAUUGAAAUGCAUUCCAGGUGACUACCUCAUGAAGCGGAUUAAAAAUGCCAAGAUUGUGCAAAGCUGUCAAAGGCAAAGGGUGGCUACUUUGAAGAAUCUAAGAUAUUUUGAUUUGAUUAACACUUUUUUUGGUUACUACAUGAUUCCAUGUGUUAUUUCAUGGUUUUGAUGUCUUCACUAUUAUUCUACAAUGUAGAAAAUAGUAAAAAAUAAAAACCCUUGAAUGAG
Salvelinus fontinalis (brook trout) is the source of this 3525-nucleotide messenger RNA. RefSeq names its product tumor protein p53-inducible protein 13-like. The record is from RefSeq and is a predicted model, not a curated record. The transcript has 10 exons. Lineage: Eukaryota; Metazoa; Chordata; Actinopteri; Salmoniformes; Salmonidae. Gene Ontology annotation, cellular component: cytoplasm. Bases 436 to 1944 code for a protein of 502 amino acids.